GUAGCACGAGAAUUGUCUGCAGAAGAACUGUCUCGUUAAAUGCUUCUCUGCUUUACCGUUAACUCUUUCGCAUUUGUGAAAGGCUUCAAGCAGCACAGGAACGAAACCUACACUACUUGAAGUGAAGACCUUGGCAUUCGAGUACGAGUUGGCGUAAACAGUCGCGUCUUGAAGUGCAUCGUGUAAAACAAAAAAAAAAAAAAUGUGGCCGUUUCACGCACAGUGUACCAGCAAAGCAAGACUCGUUGGCAAAACCGUAGUCAUAACUGGAGCAAACACAGGAAUCGGCAAAGAGACAGCCAGAGAUCUCUAUAGAAGAGGAGCAAGAGUAAUUUUGGCCUGUCGAAAUAUUCAAAAAGCAUACGAAGCAAUUGAAGAUAUAAAAAAAAAUCCUCCGUCAACAGCAAACGGAGAACAAUUUCAAGGCAAUUUCGGUGAGCUCGUGGUCUAUCAUUUAGAUCUUUGUAGUUUAACGAGCGUAAAAGAAUGUGCCAGGAACUUGUUAAAAAAGGAAUCAGCGAUACACGUGUUAAUAAACAACGCUGGCGUGAUGAUGUGCCCGCAGGAAAAAACUGAGGAUGGAUUAGACUUGCAGAUUCAAACGAAUCAUGUCGGUCACUUUCUUCUAACUCUCCUGCUGUUGCCAAAAAUACAAUCCUCUGGUCCUAAUUGUAGAAUAGUAAAUAUUUCGUCGUGUCUUCAUGUGUUUGGAGCCAUACAUAAGGAUCUAAAUUUAAUGGAAACAUAUACUCCCUUCAAAGCAUAUACACAAAGUAAACUAGCCAACAUAUUAUUCACCAAGGAACUUGCUCGUCGGUUAAAAGAGGCACAUAUUAACGGAAUAAACGUAUAUUCCUUGCAUCCUGGUGUUAUUACGACAGAAUUAGGUCGACAUUUUAGUUCAACAGUAUUUCGAGGGGCAAGUACUAUUUUUCGAUCGUUUUUCCGACCAUUUUUAAAGAAUCCUGAACAAGGCGCACAAACAACUAUAUAUUGUUCAGUAGACGAGAAAGUGGCUAACGAAACUGGUCUCUAUUAUAAAGAAUGCGGCGUUACAACUCCACAGUGGCGAGCACAAGAUAACCAAAUUGCCGAGGAUUUAUGGAAUCAAACUUGUCAACUUCUGAAGUUGGAACCUGAAAAAGACUUUAUUAGUUUUGUGAAAACUGUUUCUCAUCAAAUUUAUGAUAUAUAACUGCAUUUAAUUAUAUUUAACGUAUUUUAAAUUUAAAAUAGCUGUUAAAUUUAAACAGUGAUAUGUAAUAUAAUAUUAAAUAU
Molecule: messenger RNA, 1278 nt
Organism: Solenopsis invicta (red fire ant)
Lineage: Eukaryota; Metazoa; Arthropoda; Insecta; Hymenoptera; Formicidae
Product: retinol dehydrogenase 11
Exons: 6
Coding region: 203-1195 (330 amino acids)
Source: RefSeq, a predicted model, not a curated record